UGCGGCGCUGGCCGCAGGGUGUGAGUUCAAUGGGCAGCGCGGAGGGAUGCGCAGGGGCCCGUCGCGGCCCGGCUGCUGCCUGCGCUCGGGGACUCGCUUCUGCUGCCAUCUCACGGCGUCCCCCGCCGCCGCCCUCAGCCCGGGCUUCAUCUUUGGCCUUUCAAAUGGACAUUAAGUGACACUGAAUGUUAGCUGCAAGAAUUUUAUAAGUACUGCAUCAGCUGGGAUGUUGCGACAGAACGGUGGAAGUAACAAGCGUGGUUUGGGAUUAGCCCGACUGUCUACAUCCAAUUUCUUCACCAUCUCCAAUUCAGGAAACUGGGGAAUGGGGCGCAGCGGCAAGAGCAACUCUCUGAGCAGUAUUAGCUCCAACUCUGAUUGCUAUGACAGUCCUGUUGUGGAUCCAGAAUACAUCAUGCAGUUGGUGAAUGAUGUCAGAAAAUUUGCAGAUGUGCUACUCUAUUUGAAAGAAGCCAUUCUUUCAGAAGAAAAUGAAGGCUGUCUGCAUCAUGUUGUUCAUGAACGUUUAGGGGAGCUGCUGCGUGUCCUAAAGGCAGUGAUAAAUAAACAUCACACUCUCAAUUCAGUUGACAUUCUUAGUGCUGCAGGAACAGUCAUCGCAAAGGUGAAAGCUGUGAACUUCAAAGAAGUGAAUGAAGAAAACAAGAGAGAACUCUUCAGUGAAAUAUUUUCGUCUAUUGACACAUUGGCAUUCACCUUUGGAAACGUUGUUUCAGACUUCCUUAUGGGAGAUGUAGACAAUGGUUCUUCACUGGGACUUCCUGUAUCUCGUAGAAGUCGGUCUUUUGAAAACCUUUCCGUGGAGUCUGUGGGAUCACUACAUGAACGGGAAGAUGUUCAAGAUACAGGACAUCUUCGGGCUGAAGAGGUCGAUAGCAUGCUCCUAAGAAAUGACAGCGGAAUUGAAUCAGCUCUGUCUUAUGCUAAAGCUUGGUCAAAAUAUGCCAAGGAUGUAGUCAUAUGGAUAGAAAAAAAACUUAGCCUGGAAGUGGAAUGUGCUAAAAACUUAGCAAAAAUGGCUGAAACUGCAAAAGCUAUUGUUGGACCCCAGGAUUACAUGCCAUUCCAAUCUAUAUUCAUAAACGCUUUUCAAAAUGAUAUUGAGAACAGUCAGCUUUGGCAAAAAACAGCAGCUGCUCUCCAGACUAACAAAUUUGUGCAGCCUCUUGUAGGAAGAAAAAAUGAGUUGGAUAAACAAAGGAAAGAUAUCAAGGAACUUUGGCAGCGAGAACAGAAGAAAAUGCAAGAACUGGAAGCUACUCUAAGAAAAGCAAAGCUACUGUACCUGCAACGUCAAGAGGAGUAUGAAAAGGCAAAAUCUUCCACCAUUCGAGCUGAGGAAGAACAUCUGAGCACAAGCAGCAGUCUUGUGAAAGAUGUCAGCAAACAGUUGGAGAAAAAGCGAAAGCUAGAAGAGGAGGCUCUUCAGAAAGCUGAAGAGGCCUGUGAACACUACAAGGCCAGCAUGGCAGAAGUUGAAGAAAAGCGAAAUGAUCUGGAAAGCUUCAAGAGUGAUACCUUAACACAGCUUCGGGAACUUGUUUUUCAGUGUGAUCUUACUCUUAAAGCUGCAACAGUUAACCUGUUCCAAAUGCAGCAUGCCCAGGUUGUAUCUCUUCCAGUUAACUGUCAGACCCUCUGUGAGAACGCCAAGCUCUAUGACCCAGGACAGCAGUAUUUGGAGUUUGUGAAAAGUUUGCCAAAAGAAGACAUUCCCAUUGAAUCAGGUUCUUUUGAAAUUCAGAGUUCCGAGGUUGAUGGGGCUUUUAGUAAACAACCAACAAACAGUGCCCAUACAUCACAUGGAAACUUAUCCCAGUGUUCAGGAGACUUUCCCACCCAGUCUUUAGAAGAUGGAAGCCCAUCUUAUCGUCGUUUCCAAAAAAUUGGGGAGAAGAGGUCUUCCAGCAGCACAGAUAUCCAAGCAGUGCGAGGACCCCCGCCAUUCAGAUCGUGGUCAGUUGGCAACCAAAGUGGAGGAAUGUGCAGUGACUCUGAAAGUGCAGGAGGAAGCAGUGAAUCACGAUCCAUGGACUCUCCAUCUGCUAGUCCAGCGGAUUUUAAGAGAAGGCUUCCCCGAACACCAUCUACUGGCACUAUGUCAUCUGCAGAUGAUCUUGAUGAAAGGGAACCACCUUCUCCUUCAGACUGUGGUUUAAAUGAUUUAACGUCUGAAAUUGCCAGUUCACCGGGACCUUUUAGAAACACUCUUCUGUCCAAGGCAGCUCAAACACACAAGCUGCGAAAGUUGAGGGCUCCAUCUAAAUGCAGAGAAUGUGACAGCCUAGUGGUAUUCCAUGGAGCAGAAUGCGAGGAGUGCUCACUCACUUGCCACAAGAAAUGUUUAGAGACUUUAGCUAUUCAGUGUGGGCACAAAAAACUGCAUGGAAGACUUCAUUUGUUUGGGGUGGAAUUUGCUCAAGCUGCUAAAAAUGUCCCUGGUGGCAUCCCUUUCAUCAUCAAAAAAUGUACCUCUGAAAUUGAAAGCAGAGCCCUGAAUGUAAAGGGUAUCUAUCGUGUGAAUGGAGCCAAAUCAAGAGUUGAAAAGCUUUGUCAAGCUUUUGAAAAUGGAAAGGACUUGGUGGAACUGUCAGAGCUCUAUGCACAUGACAUCAGUAACGUCCUUAAAUUAUACCUUCGUCAGCUUCCAGAACCUUUGAUUUUGUUUCGGCUUUACAACGAAUUCAUUGGACUUGCGAAAGAGAGUCAGAAUGUUAAUGAGGAACUGGACAUGAAACAGACUAGCCCCAGAUCAAAGAAAAGACAGUCAGUUUGUAUUGAACUGAACAGAAUAAUCAUCAAAAUGAAAGAUCUCCUCAAACAGCUGCCUAUACCAAACUAUAACACUCUUCAAUACCUUAUAGGACAUCUUCAUAGAGUGACUGAACAAUCUGAUGAAAAUAAAAUGUCAGCUAGCAAUCUUGGCAUAAUAUUUGGCCCAACUCUAAUCAGGCCACGACAGACAGAUGCCGCAGUUUCACUCUCUUCGCUUGUGGACUAUCCAUAUCAAGCUCGGGUGGUAGAGCUGCUCAUAACUUACUAUGAAAAGAUCUUUGAUGUUUUGCUGCAGCCACUCUCAACUGCAAUUCAGUCUGAAGAAAAUGCUGCUCCAUUUAAAACUGCUUCAUCAACAGGAGAGAGCGAGCCACAGCAGCAAAGGAAGUCAUUUAUUGCUGUAAAGGAAGGCAUCCUGCUAAUUCCAAGUGAGAGUAAAGCUUCAGAAACUGCUUCAUCAUUUGAGCAACUAGAUGACAGCAAGAACACAAGAGAGAGAUCAGAUGCAUCUGUGACUGAACGUAUCUCACUGCCACUCACUGGAACUAAAGAGGAGGACUUUGGCAAGAGGAAUUCUCCAUCAGAACCCCCAGCUACCACAGUUCUGGAUAUUAAUAUUCUUACUCCAAAAGCGCCAGGCAAUACUCUGACUCCAGUUUCAGACAAAGACAAUGAACUCUCUCUUGCUCUAGCUGAAGAUGGCUGUAAAGUCAAUAAUUUGCUACCUAUAAAACCUAGUCGCCAAAUAACCAAAGUCCAGUUACGAUCUCCAAGGACAAAGCCAGUUAUUCGUCCUGUGAGUUUACCUGUAGAUCGAAUGCUUCCUCCAUGUGUUUUGAAUGAGAGAAACUCAGGAAAUGUAGCAGUUUUAAGUCCAGAAAAGCUUGGCAGGAGUCCUACCAUUGAAGAGGUUUCAGAGACUAAGGCACUUCCUGCUGUUAAUGCCUGUUGCAGACUUUCUUGUUACGACACACAGACUCUGAGGAAAACUUGGGACAAGCAGUAUAAACAGUAUGAUAUGACUCCAAGGACAGCAAUGAUUAUGACCAAUAUACCCCAAGAGAACCGAGCACAUGAGAGUGGAAGUGCAUCUGCCUUAUCUUCAUCCUACAGCGUUGGUAACAAUUCAGUGAAUGCCAUACUUCCCAAUAAGCCAUGCACUGUACCUGUCAGAUCUGUGAGGAUGACAACAGAAGGGAAUGGUCCAGAAUCUCAUCCUCUUGCUGCUUUCAGACCACCAAGAACUUUGCAGCCACCACCAGGAACUUUUUAUAAACCACCUUCUAAUAACAAAGCCAAGCAAAAUGAGGAGGGUUCUGUUCCUAAUGCUUGUGCGGCAGCCAGUGCUAGCUCUGUUCUUGCCCAAGAUAACACUGUGAAACUGAUAAGGAACUCUGCACUUGUAUCAGGUGCUCCUGGACAGCAUGCAAAUCAACAAAAAAUGAGCUCAGAGGACCUUCAUCCUGUAGACCUGAAGCCCACCUAUAAGAGACUAAGACCAAAACGUAUGCAAGAAUUAGAACACAGGGAAGCUCAUUUUGUAUAGGGCAGCAAAUACUUCUUGGAAUGUUAAUACAAUUUACUGAUCUUGUCAAUAUAGAUUUUUUUUUCCUCCCCCCAUUGAGGAUCCCACUUUUGUGCCAUACUGGAAAUAUAUAUAUACACAUGACAGCAUUUUAAAAGUGGGGGAGGAAACUGUGAAGGAAAAAUGAAGUUGAAUUUUUUUAAUUCAGUACAUUUUCAUAAAGGUCUAUUUAAUUAAAUGCAUUCCCAGUGUAGCUAGAGCUAUAGAAGGUGCACUUGGUAAGACACUGAGCUUCAAUUCCCUGGGUGAAAUGAAUUAUUUAUAGCAAGAAAUUAUUGCUCUUGUGUGCAGCAAUGGAAGGAGCCAUUUUUUUCAAUAUAAAUUUGUACUAAAGAUGGAGAGUUUGAUGCUCAACUGUUUAAGCAUAAACCAAAGCUUGUGCUUUGCUCUGUAAAGCUUCUGUUCAGUUUUCCAGUCUUUGCAAUUAAAGCUUUGCUCCUGAAUAGAUUACAUACUGGCCAACAUGGCCUAUAAUUGUGUAUUAUAUAUGUAUAUUUUAUGCCAAUAUGUUCAUCUGUUGCCAGUUUUCAAUGUUGUCACUUUAAUGUUAUUUGUACAGAAAGAUGCACUUACUGAGCUGUAGUAGUGAAAACCAGAAAUGACUUCAUAUCCAGUUACAGGUAGUAUAACUUAGUGAGUGGAUCAAAUACACACAGCCUAGCUAGUUCAGAUGACCUUCGGGUGAGUACCCCUGGCAGUGGUGCUGUUGUUCCUGGUUACAAAAUAGCCAGUGCUUUCCCGUGCUGUAGGUCAGUUUCACUUCUUGCCUAAUGUAACUGAAAUGAAGAGUAUAGUUUUGCCAUAUGGUGAAAUAGGUGAAAAUAACAAAAAUAUAUAUAUAUCCGCAUUAGUAGGUGCAUCUAUUGGUUUUUCACUUUGUAUUAAAUGUUUUAUAUGUACACUGCUAUAUUUGCUUAAAAAAUAUAUUAACUUGUUAACAUUUUGCUGACUCCAUGGUUUCUGUAAUAUUUUGCUUUCUUCUAAAUUAUUAAAAUACAGACUUGGUCUUUGCUAGGGUUUAGUACUGAAAUACUUUCAUGUUUCAGUUUGAAAGAGGAGUCAUUUUUGUUCCUGCUUUAAGAAACUAAAGGUCUCAUCAAACUUCCCUUCCUGAAAACAAAACAAACAAAAACCCAGAUGCUGCAGUCAGUGGCUAUACCCCGAACUUAGUUUCUGGAACAGAAAUGUUUGAUUCACAAAGCUGAACUUCCAAUUUCCCAGGGAAGCAUUUGCAAAACUAUGACACCUCUGGGCAGUUCUGAGAUGGUCAGAAUUAUUUCUUUCAUUUGAGCACAUGGCUUACAGUAGAGCAAUUUAUAUGAGAACCUGGCUAGUAGCAAAUUCUGUCUGAUUCUGGCAGCAGUAGGCAGGUCAAAAAUGACAAGUUACGGGAGGUUGAAGAUUUCUUCUUGAGAUGUGAGAACAGGUUCCACUUCAAGAAAGAAUAAGCUUGAUCUGUGGGCAAAAAUAGUAGGUAUUCUUGAAAAGACUAUGGGCAAAGUGGUGGACAUGGCAUAGAGCUAGUCAGAGGAUGGUUAUAAUACUACUUGCAAAAUCUCCAGUAGACAAAAUAGAGUGUUUAAAUUUAAAUGUAAUCAUUAAAUCUUUCCUCUGCCCCAUCUGAUUUUUUUUCUUUCGCUUUGGGAAUAGUUUACUAAUCUAUGUAAAACAUCUUAAUGACUUUUGAAAUGCUAAUAGAAACUAUUUUUCAUUAAGUUGUAGUACCAGUUUGGCAAUUACAAUCCAUGGUCAGUCUCGUCUAAUAGAUCAUCUCUGGUAAUAGUCCAUACUAGAUGCUUCUGAGGUGCAAGAUGACCAUAAUGUACAUAACUGUGUAAUAGUAUACCAGGUGGGUCUCCUAACUCUUCUGCCUUUUUUAUUCCCUGAAGCUUGAUCUUUAGUAUUACUAGUCGAUCAUAUCACACCACUCUUUAUACCCCCAAUUCCAAUGCCAUGCUCCCGGCACACACUUCCAUUCUUUUUGAACACAUGAAAUCUGGGCUCUACUACACCCCACCUCAGGAAGGCAUAAAUGAUUAUCUCCAAGUCACUUUAGUGUUCACUUAUGACCUGUUACUUUGAAUCUGGCAGAGUUUUUGCUUUCAAACCCUUUUGCUGAUGUAGAGUUGGUCAAAAAAUUAAAUUAUUUUCACUUAAAGGAAAAAGAACAAUUUGCACUCUGUUUUAAAGGGUUAAAUUGGGUCAUUUUAUAAAUUUUUUUAAAUGUUACUAUUACAUCAAACAUCAAAAAUAUCAGUCUUUUGUUCAAAAGCACAACUUGUAUGGAGAAACACAUUUUGACAAUGUCGAUAGCUUUCAGGGGGUUUUAAGAAAAGGCCAUAUUUCUGUGAAAACUUUUUAAUUUCUAAAUUUCAGCCACAUCUAGAUAUAAAUACUUUCCAGACAUUGCCACUUAUGCAGCCUUAAAAUAUCCUCAGCCAGCUUGGUGGUGUAUCUACCAUAAAACAAAUGGUCACCGAACCAAAGAUAUUGUGUUCCUUUUUAGCAUUGAGUGAGGUUUUAGACCUUGUGAAAAAGAAUCCUUUAAAAACAUAGCUGAAGUUUCUAGCACUCCCCUUAGACAAGAGCUAUGGAAAUGUAAAACACUGGUCAGGAGAGCUGGAAGAAAUACUCAGCUGACAUUCAUUUCUGCAGCAGGAAGCUUAGUGGGGUACUAAAUAUCCACACCCACAUCUCACAUAAAAUGAGUCAUGACAUUUGGGCGGGUGUUCCAAAGAAUCAUCUCUAUCCCCAAACCCUCAGGCUAGCUCUAUGCAGUGGGCUAUUAGAAUGGUGGUUAGGAGUUUAUGUGGGGGGACAGCAUGGCUUAAAAAAAUUAAUGCCCGCUCUCCUUGUCUAAAAUAACUUCAGCCCUCUCAGACUAGCCUGGUUGCUGCUCACUCAGGCAGUUGCGGUACCAUGGGAGAGCACACUAUACUGUACAGUGGCUUCUGUGAGAACUCCCCAAUCAACCCAUUAGGGAAUUGAUGAUUGUAGGGAAACCACCAUUUCCACCCCGCUUUCCCCAGCCUCAAAAACCUAAGGAGACCCAUUCUCUAACUAAUCAACCAGCCCAGCACCAGUGCAGAUUCACAUUGUCAGCCAUGCAAAAGUCAGAGGCCAAAGGUCCCUGUGUUUGCUAGGCCCACUGCUGCUGUUAGGAAAAGUUGACUAAUGGGGAAGCAACACAGAGGAACUUCCAUGAGGUGUGAAAGGGGGAGUCCUAGAGAUGAGGAGAGAUUGGAACAGGACCUGGGGACAGAUGGAUUUGGAGGUAGGGAAGAGUAUAGAACUGAUGGUGGAGGAAAGAAGUACAAUUUCACUGACAGGUGCACAGCGGAUAGCUGAAAAUGGUGAACCUCUUAGACUUGCUGAAAAACUGACUGGGCAAGGCCAGUCUCCUCCUGAAAGAGAGAUCCCUUGAUCUGUGUUCCACUUACCCUAUUGGCCAAAGCUGCUUCAGAUGGUGUUUCAAAAGGGGAGAAAAUUAGGGUCUUUCAGUAUGUGAGAAUGUGGCUGACUCUGUGUACAAGAGAAUAGAUUCAUGUAAGUUGUGGGUGCUCACUAAUGUACUAAAUCCUGAACUGUAACCUUGUCCAGCAAUAAGGGAAAGCCAUUCCUAUUCUCUCCUCUAGUUAGCUAUCCACAAUGCAGGGCUGUCUAGUUUCCAAAAAAGAAGUGCAUGGUGUCUAUGAAAUGUAUGGGGCUCCCACAGCAUAACUGAUGAAUGCUAGGUACAGUUUCCACUCCAAGUGCGUUAGUUAUAUUUCUUCCUGACAAAAUAUGGAGAACUAUUUCUCUAUAUCCUCCAUAUUGCCAGAAAGUGAAGAGUCCACCCAAA
Molecule: messenger RNA, 8222 nt
Organism: Mauremys mutica (yellowpond turtle)
Lineage: Eukaryota; Metazoa; Chordata; Testudines; Geoemydidae
Gene: ARHGAP29
Product: Rho GTPase activating protein 29
Exons: 24
Coding region: 227-4342 (1371 amino acids)
Biological process (GO): signal transduction; activation of GTPase activity
Cellular component (GO): cytoplasm
Molecular function (GO): GTPase activator activity
Source: RefSeq, a predicted model, not a curated record